Messenger RNA from Rotaria socialis, 1854 nucleotides. The record is from the annotation of a GenBank genome assembly. NCBI's taxonomy places the organism in Eukaryota, Metazoa, Rotifera, Eurotatoria, Philodinida, Philodinidae.
AUGAGUGAUGUCAGAAAAGGUGCAUGUGUAGCUCUGGGAAUUCUUGGCGAAAAAGGAGCAACUAAAGAGGUGAUCAAAGGACUUUUAACUGCACUUAGCGAUGUGGAAAGCUCUGUCAAAGUAACUGCAUGUAACGCUCUGAUACGAUUUGGUGAAAAAGCUGCAACUGAAGAGGUGAUCCAGCGGCUUCUAGCUGCACUUAGCGACCAGGCAUGUUAUGUUAGAGAAAGAGUAUGCAAAGUUCUGAAAAACCUUGGCGAAAAAGCUGCGACCGAAGAGGUGGUCAAAGCACUUUACACUGCACUUGGAGAUAAGAACUGGUCUGUCAGGCAAGCUGCAUGUGAAGUCUUGGCACGAUUCAGCGAACAAGCAGCAACUGAGGAGGUGAUCAGAGGACUUUUAGCUGCAUUGAGCGAUGUGAAAACGUCUGUCAGAGAAGGUGCAUGUAAAGCUUUGGGACGCUUUGGUGUAAGAACAGUAACUGAAGAUGUGAUCAGAACAUUUUUGAGUGCGCUUAGCGAUGAGAUAUGUGAUGUCAGAAAAGGUGCAUGUAUAGCUCUGGGAAACCUCGGCGAAAAAGCAGCAACUCAAGACGUUAUCAAGGGACUUUUCACUGCACUUAGCGACGUGAAGAGGUCGGUCAGAGAAGCUGCAUGUAAAGCUCUGGCACGAUUCGGCGAACAAGCAGCAACUGAGGAGGUGAUCAGAGGGCUUUUAGUUGCAUUGAGCGAUGUGGAAACGUCUGUUAGAGAAGGUGCAUGUAAAGCUUUGGGACGAUUUGGUAAAAAGGGAGCAACUGUAGCGGUGAUCGAAGCGCUUUUCACUGCACUUAGCGAUAAGGAAAAGUUUGUCAGAUUAAGUGCAUGUAUAGCUCUGGGGAACUUUGGGGAAAAAGCAGCAACUGAGGAGGUUAUAAAACGACUUUUAAGUGCACUUAGCGACGAGAGCUAUUUUGUCAAAGAAGGUGCGCAUAAAGUUCUCGCACACAUUGGUGAAAAAAGAGCAGCAACUGAAGAAGUGAUCAGAAUACUUUUGAGUGCGCUUAGCGAUGAGAUGAGUGAUGUCAGAAAAGGUGCAUGUGUAGCUCUGGGAAACUUUGGCAAAAAAGUUGCAACUGAAGAGGUGAUCAAAGGACUUUUAACUGCACUCAACGAUAAGGAAAAGUUUGUCAGAUUAGGUGCAUGCAAAACUUUGGGACACCUAGGUGGAAAAGCAUUAACUGAUAAGGUGAUCGAAGCAGGUUUAAGCGCACUUAACAACGAGAACAGUUAUGUCCAAGCAACUGCAUGUCGAAUUCUGGCAGGAUUUGGUAAAAAAGCAGAAAGUGAGGUGGUGGUCAAAGUAGUUUUAAGCGCACUUAAGGACAGGCACGGUAAGGUCAAAGUAGCUGCAUGUCACGCUCUGGAGCGAUUAGUUGAAUCAACAGCAACUAAAGAAAUGAUCAAUGCGCUUUUCACUGCACUCCGAGACAAGAACCUGUCUGUCAGAGUAGCAGCAUGUGAAGCUCUGGGGAAUCUUGGCGAAAAAGCAGCAACUGAAGAGGUGAUCAAAGGGCUUUUAACUGCACUUGGGGAUGUGGAGGCGGUCAGAGAGGGUGCACGGAAAGCUAUAGCGUGCCUUGGUGAAAAAUUAGUAGACUUCAACGGCAUCAAUGGUGUGGUGAAUUUAAUGCUCAAUUCUCCUUCAGGUGGGCUACAUAUAUCAUUUCUAGGUCACCCAAAUCCUGUGACAGAAAUAAGUAGACGAAUAUUUGCUUUUCUUACAUGCAAAGAUCGAUUGUUCAGCGAAACUGUUAGUUUCGAUGGGGUUCAUCGAGUAAAACGUCAAAGUUUACUACCAAAACUAGAAACUUAG